This is a messenger RNA of Mercenaria mercenaria, 901 nucleotides long. RefSeq lists its product as uncharacterized. Gene Ontology annotation, biological process: translation. Gene Ontology annotation, molecular function: structural constituent of ribosome. NCBI's taxonomy places the organism in Eukaryota, Metazoa, Mollusca, Bivalvia, Venerida, Veneridae. The coding region runs from base 36 to 830 and encodes 264 amino acids. Gene Ontology annotation, cellular component: mitochondrion; large ribosomal subunit. The record is from RefSeq and is a predicted model, not a curated record. The transcript is spliced from 4 exons.
AUACGGUCGAUACAGAUUUUAUACAAGUUACUAAAAUGGCUGCGCCCUUGAAAGUACAGUUGUUGGCCAGAUUUCAUACAACUGUGAGAGCAUGGGUCUGUUCAACUAGGUGCAUGUCAAGUCGUAGAGAUGGCAGAGAUGAUGGGCCACCACCAUGGGCUGCACGUCAAGUCCCGGGCGGCACUACAUUUUAUGGCAUGAUGUUGUCAAGAGUGCAGCACAAAGAAAUAUGGAGAAAACGUAUGGAAUAUGUGAAUAGACCAUGGAAGAAAACAGUCCUAGACUACAAGAAACGACAAGAAGCUAUGGCUGCCAUGCCCCCUGCAGAGCCUACAAAACUUCUCAUGAUUAGACGGCGAGACAAACUGUGGGGAGUUCCUGAAAAAGAGAAAAAAAUUAUCCAGAGGCUUGGAUUAGAUGAGAUUGACAAAGUGGUCAUAGUAAAGAACAAAAAAGUGACCAAUGGUUUACUGAGGAAAGUAAAGCAUCUCAUUGAAAUAUUUCCUGUCACGUUCCCGUAUGGACUCCCAGAAUCACAGGAGGAUCUAGACCACUGUUAUAUAGCAGAUAAUGGACAAUUUAUUGUAAAGAAAAAAUUACAAUCAGUCAAACAAAUUGAUGACAAUAUUGAAGUUUCUGAUCAACUUCCAGAAAAUAAGUUUGAAAUGAAGCAAGACCAUAUAGACAAGCUUUUAGAAUACAGAAAAAUGAGGUACCAGAUAAAUCAGGAGUAUUUCCAGACUAAAUAUAUCUAUGAGAAAAAUCAAGAUGGCAAAGAACAUAGAUACAAGGGAGAUCAUAACAUCGGCUUUGACCAAAUAUGGCACUAGUAUUGAAUUAAAGGAUUACUUGAAAAAUGUUAAAUUUUGCUGAGACGUUAAUAAAUCAUUUACAGAAAAAA